GUGGCUUUUUCCGUGCUAGGACUACCUUUGAAUCACAGUCCAGAAAGAAGAAACAAUCCAGUUGGUUUUAGUUGAAUUUUUGUCUCUAAGAACAAAGCCAUGCCAGUGCUUUCGGAGGACUCAGGAUUGCAUGAAACUUUGGCCCUUUUGACAUCUCAGCUAAGACCUGAUUCAAAUCACAAAGAGGAAAUGGGAUUCCUUAGGGAUGUCUUCAGUGAAAGGAGUCUCAGCUACCUCAUGAAGAUUCAUGAAAAACUGCGUCAUUAUGAAAGACAGAGUCCAACUCCUGUUUUACAUAGUGCAGCAGGAUUAGUUGAAGAUGUAAUAGAAGAGUUGCAGACAGCACCAGUGAAUAAUGAAGAAAAAGAGCUGCUUCAGCUGCUGUCAACACCACAUCUCAGGGCAAUGCUUGUAGUACAUGACACUGUAGCACAGAAGAACUUUGACCCAGCUCUUCCACCUCUACCUGAUAAUUUUGAUGAUGAUGAUUUUGAUGAGGAAUCAGUGAAAAUUGUUCGGCUAGUGAAAAAUAAAGAACCCCUGGGAGCUACCAUUAGAAGAGAUGAACAUACAGGGGCUGUGAUUGUAGCAAGGAUCAUGAGAGGUGGUGCAGCUGAUCGCAGUGGUCUUGUCCAUGUUGGAGAUGAACUAAGAGAAGUCAAUGGUAUUACUGUGCUUCACAAACGACCAGAAGAAAUAAGUCAGAUUUUGGCUCAGUCUCGAGGGUCAAUAACAUUAAAGAUAAUUCCAGCCAUCAAAGAAGAAGAUCGUCUGAAAGACAGCAAGGUGUUUAUGAGGGCUCUUUUCUGCUACAACCCCAAAGAAGACAAAGCCAUUCCUUGCCAGGAGGCUGGGCUGCCAUUCAAAAGACGACACGUGCUGGAAGUUGUAAGUCAAGAUGAUCCCACGUGGUGGCAAGCCAAGCGUGUUGGGGAUACCAACCUCAGAGCAGGCUUGAUCCCCUCAAAACAGUUUCAAGAAAGGCGACUGACUUACAGGAGAACAGCAGGCACUCUGCAGAAUGCCAGAACUCUGAAGAAACCAUUAUAUGAUCAGUCUUCUGACAAAGAGGACUGUGACUGUGAAGGAUAUUUCAAUGGACACUACAUAGCUGGUUUACGCAGGAGCUUCAGGUUAAGUCGUAAAGAGAAGGAAAACAAUGUAAAUGAAGGCAAGCAAGCAGAGCAGGCAGAUGGAGCAGAGCUCCUGACGUAUGAAGAAGUCACCAAAUAUCAGCAGCAGCCUGGUGAGCAGCAGAGGCUGGUGGUUUUGAUUGGUUGUUUGGGGGCCAAAUUAAGUGAGCUGAAGCAAAAAGUUGUGUCAGAGAACCCCCAGGAGUAUGGUGUUGCAGUUCCACACACAACAAGGUCAAGGAAAAGUCAUGAGAGAGAGGGAGUAGAAUACAAUUUUGUUUCUAAGCAAUCCUUUGAGACAGAUGUGCAGCAAAACAAAUUUGUGGAACACGGAGAAUACAAGGAAAACUUGUAUGGUACAAGUCUGGAAGCAAUCCGGUCUGUGAUGGCCAAAAAGAAGGUUUGUUUGGUGGAUGUGGUACCUGAAGCAGUAAAGCAUUUGAGGACUCCUGAGUUUAAGCCUUAUGUUAUCUUUGUGAAGCCUCUCAUUUCAGAAAAGAAAAAACAUGUAAAAUCUCACAUGUCAGAAGAAAUCUCAUCCCCCCUUCAGGAUGAAGAACAGCAAGAAAUUAUUAAUUCAGCAGCAUUCAUUGAAGAGCACUAUGGCCAUUUAAUUGACACUGUACUGGUGAAAGAAGAUCUCCAGAGUGCUUGUAACGAGCUGAAAACUGUUUUAGAUAAACUAAACAAGGAUUCAUUUUGGGUGCCAGUCAGCUGGGUUAGGUCAUAGCUUGUUACCAUGUUUAAGGGAAAGACUGUAUAAAAAUGCUUUGUAAAUACAUGAAUUAGAAAAGGGAAGUAUGUUGAAUUUGCUUCAGAACUGCUGGUGUUACCUAGAAGGCAAUAAAUAAAGACUGUAUGAGGAAAGACUAAACAAAGUCACAAGCUGACACUGCCUUUUUGAGUCAGAAUUUUGAAUAGCAGCUGUCAUUUAGAAGUCAAUACUCAGGCUAAAUAAGCCAGUCCAGUCUUCUACUGAUCUUUAGACUGGAAAUAGUGCAUUUUGUUAGACUGAUGUUUCACAGAGGCUCCCACACACCCAAAGUAUUUUGUGCUGGGACACUGACAAGAUGGAAGCUUUGACCUUUGGCCACAAUUCUAGCCACAAAUUUUGUGACUGGAGUUAAAACCUCAGAGUACCUGUUGGGAACAAGCUCCUUUAGCUGGGUGGGAAAUGUUCUUUGGAGAGUGGUAACACCAUGCCAACUACUCAGAAGUUCAGCUGGCUGGCUGGCCAGCAAAACAUGCUGCCCUUCACACAGAAGCAUUAAUUGCAAAUCCUUCCCAGUUUGGCACUAAGAACUAGGUCAGCUGUAGAAGGGGUUUUUUUAUGUCCAUCACAUUUCCCAGUACUCCAAGUUGUCUUGCACAGGUCACAGGUGUGAGUCUGCUCAUCCACAGCUUAUGCCCACUUUCCCAGUCACAAAAACAACCUGUGAGUGUACCUGUAUGACUGGCCAGCUCAUAAAACAGAGAUUUUUAUAGUGUAUGUGAAAACAACUGCAUAUGGUUCUAAAAUAGGAGUUUAGAAGCUUUGUUUCUGCAAACAUCUUUGCCUGUGCUAGCUGGUGGGGACACAGCCUUGACACCAAUGGAACAGCUCCAAAAAGGGCACUAAAAGGAGGAGCUGCAGCUCAAAAUCAUCAUCUUUCCAGCAUUUAUGGCUUCUGUUCCAAAUCUGGUAAAGGUUUGCAGAGCAUCUAAUUGGCCUGAAGAAGAAAACUGUUAGACGACCUUGUAUAUAUUUGAGGAGACUUGAAUAUACAAUAUUUUUGAGUGGGUCUUAGGAAGAUGUAGAGCUGAUUCUGGAAGUAGCUGUGCUUUAGACUUGGGGGAUUUAAGGGGAGAGCAUUGUACAGGUGCAUGUUAGCUGUAACUAGAAUUCCUGUUUUCACUUGCCUGCUGAGGUCUGAUGUUUCCUGUGUAUUGUGCCCUUUAAACAAGACCUUUUGGUGUACCAGUCUUGUUCCUCAUAUCUAACAGUAAAAUGUUAUUCUUGUUCCAUGACAUUUAGCAGAACUAAAAGUUGCAUAUUAAAAGCACAUUUCUUACA
This is a messenger RNA of Cyanistes caeruleus (blue tit), 3186 nucleotides long. RefSeq names its product MAGUK p55 scaffold protein 3 (gene MPP3). Gene Ontology annotation, molecular function: protein binding. NCBI's taxonomy places the organism in Eukaryota, Metazoa, Chordata, Aves, Passeriformes, Paridae. The record is from RefSeq and is a predicted model, not a curated record.